GCCCAUAGAACUUUUUUCCCCCUAGCUGCUUGCACCUGCUAUCGUUUUUGUUGCCCUUCCCUCGGUUGGGCGGAACUGUAGUGCGUGGGGUUGAGUUUUCCACACCGACGCUUUUUGCUCAAGCUCCAUUUCCAUGCAUUCGGUGCUCUUAGCAAGUCGUCCCCUCGGGUUGCGAAAGUUGCCGGGCUCGGUGUGCGAGCGCGAGAGAGGAGGAGAGCGCGAGAGAUUCUUCGGCCAUGGGGGGCGAGACGAUGUUGCGGACCCUGCUCUACACCGUCAACUCCCUGCUGCAGCAGCGCAGAUACCAGGCGGCGUUGGCCGUCGUCAAGGGCUUCCGUAACGGAGCAGUGUAAGCCCUGGCUGGAGAGGGACCGUCUCUCCUUUCCCCCACCCACCGCAUCCCUAGUCCGGGAAAGGAGGCUGAGGGGCUCCCGUGUCGGCCGGGGGCGGAGCCUUUGCGCUGAGCCUGGGCGGGCGCCGCUCCAACGAGGAGCUCUGAGGGAGGAAACGAGCCCAGGCCGGGCGGGAAAGCCUCCCGGGUAGUUUGCAAACCACCAGCUGGGGGCAAAGGACUCUCUCCAAAAAGCCCUUUCCACGGGGAAUGCCGUCUCCGUCAGUGUUAGAAACAAACACGAUUCGUGUGUGUGUGUGUGUGUGUGGUGGGAAUGAAGGCUCGCUUUCUUCCUGGCGCAGGGCCGCCUUUGAAUCGCCGAGGGUUUCUGCUAAGCAAAAUUAACUACAGUACCUCAUAGUGGACGAGUCUUUCCCUGAGAGGAUUGACAGCCACGUCUUUGACGAGGUGGCAGUAGACAAGCGUGCCAACUUGAAUUAAAAUAUUGGGAAGAAGGGGCAGGUAAGCCCCGCCCCACAUAAUCGAUUACAAGGGCAAGGCGCACGCACACCGUUUGAAUGGCAUUGACCAUCAACUUUGGGAGGCGGGCCCCUCAAAUAUUUCAAGGGGGGGAGGCAAUGGAACCUCUCGGUCCCUAGGAGUUGGCUCCUAUGGCAGUAGAUAUGACUGCCAGCUAUUUGUUUACAGUAUUUUAUUACGGUUUCUAUAAAAUGUAUACACCACUUGAUUGUAGGGGGGAACCUCGAAGUGGUUUAUAAAAAAGUUAAAACAAUAAUAGGAAAAGUCCACAACAGUAGUAAAUAAAUAAGUUUACCACGUCUCUUUAAUUUUCUGCAUGCACUUCACUUCAGUUGAAGCCAAAACCUGGAUUUAUGGUUGUUUUUCCAGUGACCUGAAAUCAAGGUUGAGUUAUGAAAUAUUAAAUCCAUGAUGCCUCCUGUUGUAGAAAUCGUAUGGAUUAGUAUGUGUAAACCACACCCUUGCUAUGUUCUUUUUCUUAAAUGUCUGGGUGUGGCUUAAACAUGCUAAUCCAAAACUAUUUCUACAACAAGAGGCAAAACCUAUCAACAUAAGCCAUAGCCAAUAAACUAAUACUGUCGAAAUAUAUUUAAUACCUCAAAAGUGAUUUGUUGCCGAAUCAUGUUGCUUUCUACUUUACACACAUUUCUAAAAUCAGGUUUACAUGUAAAGUGGAGUUAUGUGUAAAGCGAGGGAGGGGGACUGGGGUCUUUGAGGUAUUGUUGAACUCCAACUGCCAUCAGCCUCACCCUGCAUGGAUGGCCAGGAAUUACCGUACAAGAUGACAAGAGAGUUUUAGGCCAGCAACUUCUGGAAGGCUAAAGGUUACCUAUCCCCACUGUAAAGUGAAUUUAGCUGCCGUUAGUGUAAUCUGCAUACCUGCGCAUAUCAUACAGGCGUAAAUAAAUGGUUCUCUCUGAAAAAUUGACUACUUUAUGGCUAAUGAGACAAAUGCAGUGCUUUCUUCGGGGGGGGGGGGCGGAAGCAGGGGGACGCAUACCCCUAAACAUUUUGUGAAUCUUUGUACUUUUGGCCAUUUACUGUAUUUAUUUUCUCCGAUUUGAACUAUAAAAUGGUGGUUUUCUUGAGUCUAAAUGAGAGUACCCCUAAACAUUUUUAAAGAAAAACAGCACUGGACAAAUGAAUCAAUAACUUGAUUCAAAACAACAUUUGUACAUGUGUGCAGUGUUUAUUAUCUUCUUUCCGUUUCCCAGGUAUGGAGCAAAAAUACGUGCCCCCCAUGCUUUAGUGAUGACAUUUCUCUUCAGGAGUGGAAGGUAUAUUUAUCAGUUCCUUUCUUUUUCAUAUAUAUGUGUGUGAUUAUUUCUUUAUAAGACUAUGUGAUUUGAUAAGGUUCAGUACUGUACAGUUAUUGUCCUCUGUGCAUAUUGAACCCAGUGAAACAGGAUCCUCCUUAUUUAUUUAUAAGAUUUAUUCACCGUAAGGUCCCAGAAUCAAUUAUAACUGUACAAUCUUACAAUUAUGAAAAACAACUAAAAACCAUUCCAACAAAAAACAGAACAUGCUUUCUCUCUCUGCAUUUCUUUGGAAUAGAGCAACUAGAUUAGAAUACAAGGAGACUUGUAUUGUAUGUCUUCUUGGUGUUAAUGAAUAGUCAUUUUCUUUAUUUUUAAUUAAAGGCUACAAAUGACAUAUUUAGUGCUAUCCUAUGAAUAUGAGCUCAGAAGGCAGGUUUAGAAUGGCAGCCCAACAGCACAGCAUAUUUACUGGGAAGAAAGUCUUGGUUGUGUCCAUUGGGGCUUAGGCUGCCAUUAUGUCACAUUUACUAUGGGAUCUAUUCAUGCCCAUAUUAAAUUAAUCAUUAAUAGAUUGGCUAAUCUGUCUUUAGAUUUUAUUGCUUACUGAAACCUGGAUAAAUGAUCACUGUGACUUUCUGAAGUAGAUAAUAGGUUACAACUUAGUAGUUAAUGUUUAUUCACUUCUCUUUUAGUUGAAGAGUGUGCUAUUUGUAAUAACAGGUCUUCAUUUUUUCUCUUAGUUUAAGGGAGAAAUUGAAAGCAAUUGUUCGUGCCACUUACACUCAUUCCAGAAACCUGGCAUAUUUUGUAUUCACAUACAAGGGCCUGUUGGCCCUACAGUCGCGAAUGCAGGGAAAGAAGAUCCCAUUUCACUCUUUCCUCGCAGCCUGCAUUGGAGGCUGGUUGGUGUUUGGAGAAAAUAACAAUAUUAACAGCCAGGUAAAUGAUGGUGUUGUGUGCUUCUGGGUUUAUACUGCUGCCCAUUUAAUGCAACGUGAAAAUCAAGUGAUGUUAGUGAUCCAGGUUGCUUCAUAUUUAACUGCCCUUCAACUUAAAACUUGAGGACAAUAAAAUAACUGUGCCCCAACACUUCUGCAUCUUUCACUCACCAAGGUGCUCUAUAGAAUGGGGGAAAGGGUUGUAUUAGCUCAGAAUUCUAUUAAUUCGGUCCCAUCACCAGUUUCUGCUUCUUUCAGCUGCCUGUUUUGAUCAGGUUUUUAAUAAAAUAUAAGCACUGCUUUAACUGGUGCACCAGUGACCCAUCUAGCUCAACAUAUUGCUUCUUCCUGGAGAAAUGGUUUGCCUUUGAAAGCUGAAGUUAGUGAUAUUUUUUAAUGUUUCACAGAAUUAGAAAGCUGCAGUGGGAAGAGGUUCUACAGAAAGCUGCAGUGGGAAGAGGGCUCUCCCCCCCGCCCCGUAUGAAAAGACUAGGGUCUCUAGGUAUAUUUUUGUUUCUCCCUAGGUUUACUCUGCUUCAGCUUUGAAAAUAGUAAUCUUUCAACUGAGCACACAAAUUACUUUUUCAAGCGACUAAAUUUUGCAAUGCUCGAUCAUACGCUGUUGCUAAAAACGGCAAACAACCCAGCUGAGAGACUACAAAAGCAUUAUAAUGUUUUUUAAAAAAUGAUUUGACAUAAAACCAACUUGGUGAUUGCCUAAAUUGAGGACUGUUUGAAAUAAUCACUUUCUAGAUAUGUUCCUUGCCUAAUAUUUGUUUACAAUUUCCCCCUACAGAUAAACAUGUACCUAUUGUCUCGUAUCCUGUUUGGCUUGUCCCGACUGGCAGUGGAGAAAGGUUACAUCCCAGAGCCAAAACAAGAUCCCUUUCCACUCUUUGCUGCUCUGGUUUGGGGGAUUGUUCUCUGGCUCUUUGAGUACCACCGACACACUCUACAGCCAUCAUUGCAAUCAUCCAUGACCUACCUGUAUGAUGACAGUAAUGUCUGGCAUGAUGUUUCUGACUUUCUUGUAUAUAACAAAAGACCUGCUACCAAUCAGUCUUGAAAGAUCUUUUAGUAAUGGCACAUUCCAACAGCAGGGCUUUUAUGCUUUUAUUUGAACACACUUCACUGAAAAUCGUUAACAUUGGAUGUUGAUCUCUACAUGGGUCUGGCCACGUUGUUCUGUGUAGGCCUCUGGUUUCUCUGGUUAGAGCUUGAAAAGGCCAUAUUUCAAGCAAACCAUUUUGUAAUCUUUUUGUAAGGUGAUCCUCUUGUCUGUAAGAGGCUGUUUCCUUUUCAGCUGUGGGUGGAAAAAAUGCACUAUAAAUGCACUGAUCUUAAAACUUGAGAAAAUAGGGUGAAAAUAUUUUCUUUAAUACUGAAAUACCAGGUGCCAUAGGUAACUUUCUGCCUACAUAUAUGCAAUACAACCUUCGCUGCUUCCUCAAUUAGCCAUAGAAUAAAAAGGACCAUUCUCAUCAUAGUAAAUACUACAUAAAGCUCAAGUUUAGGAUCUUUGUGUGCAGAUAUGGUACUGGGAAACUUUACUUCUUUAUGCAUGUUUGUAAAUUCAUCUUUCUUACAUUAACCACCUAUAACAACAUAAAACCAGUAAAAGUGCAUUUAGAAAAAGAAGAUGACUAAAAGGCGGGGGGGGGGGAGUUAAGCAACUAAGAGAGGCUUUACUGCAAGCACGGUAUGUACUCUGCAGUGCAAAGGGCCUGUUUUAAAAAUUCAUCAUCAACGACUUAGAUAAAUGCCAAGAUUUAUUCAAAGAGUUGAGGUUUAUUCCUCUAGACUUAUAGUCUAGAGAAAGCUAUGAAACAAAAGAAAAUAAUGGAGUAGAUGGAUAGGUGAAAGGGUAGAUACAGUGGCAAAUGAGUGAUUUGCUUCUAUUUUGACAUCUUCACUGUUAGGCGUAUAAAUACCUGAAUAGGUUUUUUUUGGCCCUAGCCUCUUCUAGUUGGAACGGAACAGAGGAUGCAACUAUACACUCUUACAACUGUGGUUGCAGUUGGCAAAAUAUGGUAACGCUAUGUACAUAGACCAUUGAUAAAAAUGUAUCUGAUCAAGCAUCUGCUGUCAUAGAAGCAAAGAUGCCAAUGGAUUGUUGAGGGUGUUGCUUUUAUGACACUGCCUUAUCAGAAAAUGUUAAAUAUAAGGUAAGCCACUGAUUAUAGCACAAUUAUAGGAAAGUGACAUAAAGUCUUGCAGCCUAAUCCCCUGGGCUUGCAAUGGCAGCUCUUUUUGUGCUAGUUUUGCACAGGAUGGGGGAAAAGCACUUGAGUUAUGAAUUAAAUAUACAUAGGCAAUGGGAAAAUGCUGGGUAAACAACAAGGUGAAUGUUUUGUUCUUUCACUUCUUGGGGUAUUGUCAUUGAUUUUUUAUUUUAUCAUUGUUUGGUAACUUGUGAUGGUUUAUUAUUUAGUCCUGUCAGUUGGAGGAAGUUUUUUUUAAAGAAAAACUUAUAGGGCCACAACACUGGUGUAUGCUUCUUGUUAUUUUGUCACAUCUUUCAGUGGUUUGUUUGUUUGGUACCAACGUACCAGCUUGUAUCUGUGAGCAUCUGUCUUGAUCUGGCAUGUGAGCUGCCACCUUCUUUCUCCUGAAUCUUUACUACCAUACGUAAAAUAUCCUGCAAACAACCCCCUCCUCAAAUUCCCUGCCCCAUCAAGUCAGAUUUAGGAAAGAACAAACCCACCAAACACCUUGAGAACAUUAUUGAUAUUUUAAGCAGUAACUAUGUUUUGAGCUUUUCCGGUCUCUCCCCAACAUUUGGUUGCUUCCAUGCAAAGGCACUAUCUUCUACCUCCCCGCCCCAAACAAUAGACAGUACAGUAGCUGUUGCGAACUACAGUGUCAGCAUAAUCGUAACAGUGCCUGCAAUAUAUUUCCUUAAUUUACAUAUAACUUCUGCUGCCCUCCUGUCCCCAGAACGCUAAUACUAAGCUCUUCUAGCAAACUGUCUGAGUCUCUUAUCUGUCUGCAGUUCAGAGCACAAAACUGCCAUAAAACACAUCAAACUGUGGUCCCAUCACAGCAGCACCCUUUACAUAUCUGUCUGCGGCAAUUAACUGUGCUUUUUAAAGAUUGCUCUCCUGCUGUGUAAGGAUAGAAUGCUAUGCUACAAAGUCAGUCAAUUUCCCAGGGAGGUAGCUGGAAUAAUUUUAAACAGCAUUUAACAUCCACCACUGUUCCUAUAGCUCGAUUGGUGAGGUCGAAUCCCUUCUGCCACUAAUGUGAUUGAACAAUGCCAGUGUGUGCUGGGGAAGUGAACUAGAAGUAAUGGGUCUGUCUGAAGACUCUUGGAUACAUAGGUUCCAUUCCUCACCCUUCCAGAUCGUAUUGUUCGGCAAGCUAAGUGUUCUGUUUGGUUUUCAUGCUAAUAAGAAAGAAACACAAACAGGAAUAAGGAGACGGUUUGAAAAUCCACCUCCCAAGCAGCCCGUCACAUCAAAAUUAAGCAAGUCCCAACCAUCCCCACUCUGAAGAUCAAAACAGACAUGCAUAUGUGUUUACAACAGCUCAAUUGUGGCUUCUCAUUGAAGGCUCAGCUCUUUUGUGUUUUGUUCAAGAGGAGAUCGUGGUUCCCAAUGCUGGGGAAAUGUCUAUCCCUAUCUGAUUUGCCAUAACUGUUGUGCUUGAAUAACACUGCUUCCACAGCGUAAUGAAAUAGUGCAAGGAACAUCUACAAAUGCCAUGUAGACUACUUACCAUAUUUUUCGCCCUAUAAGACGCACCAGACCACAAGACGCACCUAGUUUUUGGAGGAGGAAAACAAGAAAAAAAAUAUUCUGAAUCUCAGAAGCCAGAACAGCAAGAAGGAUCGCUACACUGUGAAAGCAGCAAUCCCUCUUGCUGUUCUGGCUUCUGGGAUAGCUGCGCAGCCUGCAUUCACUCCAUAAGACGCACACACAUUUCCCCUUACUUUUUAGGAGGGAAAAAGUGAGUCUUAUAGAGCAAAAAAUAUGGUAAUUAUUUCAAGGAGUGGGGGAAAAUUGAAAUAAGUAAAUAGCUGCACCAUUCUAAAAGUUUAGGAAAUAUAAUGUUGAGCUCAAAUUACAAAAAAGAAAAGUUAAAAACCCCAUGUAUUUAUUGUCCUGUAUUUAUUCUUAAUUCAAGUCCUCUAAAAACCUGGAUCUACAAUAAGGUAUUGUUUCUCCUCCAUUAAUAACACUAUUGCCUUGUUUUAUGAAAGUUAUUUACAAUAGGCUUCCUAACAUAUAUUUGGAGGUCUUGAUUUGUAGACAUCUGCAACAGAUAUUUACAAGAACAACAAAUAGAACCAGUGACCCCUUGACAAUGCCAAGAGCCUGCUUUGUUGUUUACUUUGUUUGCUAUUUUUAGUGCAUACUGCUCUGAUUUCCUUAGGCAGGAUUAGUGGGAAAUAAGUGCCUUUUGUGAAAUACAUAUACACACCUUCAUGUGGGUGAAUGUGCUUCCUCGCACCUUACUGCUGUUUUCCGAAUCAUUUAGAUUGGUAAACUGCAAAAAGCUACUUCACACCUGCAACUUUGUCUUUGUCAGAGGGAAGUGUGUGCCAACAUUUACUGUUGCAUUUAGUUUGCCAGCUCAAAUGACCCCUCUCUCUUCCCACACACUCUGUUCUGUGGUUUCUCCUGACACCCCCAGAACCAAUUUCAGUGCGCAUGUCGGGGGGGGGACGACGACCGCAUUGUACAAGCGAAAUCAUUGUGCAGGUUUCUAUUGACAGGGCUCCUUCAGUGAAUCCUGCCCUAUGCUCUCUUCCUCUACACUCAUGUAGGUGUUGUGUUUGAUAGGAAAGCUUGUGGUGCUGUGGUCUAAACCACCAAGCGUCUUGGGCUUGCCAAUCGUAAGGUCAGCAGUUCAAAUCUGUGCGACAGGGUGAGCUCCUGUUGCUCUGUCCCAGCUCCUGCCAACCUAGCAGUUUGAAAGCAUACCAGUGUGAGUAGAUAAAUCGGUACCACUGUGACGGGAAGGUAAAUGGCGUUUCUGUGCACUCAGGCUUUUAUCACAGUGUUUUGUUGCGCUAGAAGUGAUUUAGUCAUGCUGGCCACAUGACCCACAAAGCCGUCUGUGGACAAAUGCUGGCUCCCUCAGCCUGAAAGCAGAGAUAAGUGCCACACCCCAUAGUCAAAUUUGAUUGGACCUAACUGUCCAGGGGUCCUUUUACCUGUGUUUGAUAUGCUUUGUAAAAACUAGAUCUUUUGACUACCUAACUGCAGGCUUUGCUUUUCAAAAACGUGGUGGUGACUAAUUGCACAUUUCUACUUUUGCCUUGUAAAAAUAUUAAUUGCUGUAACUACCUUUACCUGGCACAGACUAUCUUCCUAUUCGUGGUGCUACAUAUUUCAAUAAUUCUCUUCCUGCCUUCUGGUAAAGCAGCCUGAUGCUGUUCUCUGUGUUAAGUUUUUAACAGCAACAUAAGAUCAGAAGACAUCCAGAGAUGAUGAAUUCCAACUACACUUCAUUCUAUGAAGCCAAAACUGCUGAAAACCUUAGGAAUCAUUCCACAUACAAGUGAUUCUUCCUGGCGAGUUAUGCCAUCCUCACAGCCAGUAGUUCUCAUACAAGCAGCAUAUAAAAAUGGGCAUGGCAUUCAGUUUGGCUUGCUGAGUUCAUAAAUCACGCAGAAAGUUUUAAAUCCUAUUAUUUGGAAAUGUGUGGGUUCUGACCAGGGCUUUUUUUACAGCUGGAACUCACCAGAACUCAGUUCUGGCAUCUCUCAGGUGGGUGCCAUUGCCAUUAUGAGAACAAAGGAGGUGAGUUCCAGCACCUCUUUUUCUAGAAAAAUAGCACUGACUCUGAUACACAAAGAGAUCUGUUGAGUGUUUGGAGACUUAGGUGUGCAAUACAGUAUUUGGCAGCGACAAUGCAGAAUUUCCUAAAAGAUAACAGAACGUACAUUUGUAACAGACUGAAACGUUGACUUGAGUUUUUUCAGGCAAUAGUGGAUGCAUUGAAACAUACAGUUAAAGUAGCAGAUUGGCCAGACUGUUUCAAAUAAACUGCUAUGUACUUUAACAAAAUGUAGCAGAAAAUUAACUUGUUAAUUAGUAAGGUCUAGCUGCCAACACAGCUUUGCCACACCUUUGGUUUGAUACUGAAGUAUAUGGAAACAAAUUAAAUGCAAAAUAUCUAAGAUGCACUUCUGUAUAAUGUGUUUUUUCUCAUUUUAACCUUUUUUUUAGGGAUCCGACACGCAGCUUGUGAGAACACCUUACAUUCUGACUAGAUGUUUCUGUUCCUUAAGAAUGUAAAGCUAAGUUUGCAAUUGUGAUGGAGAUCACUAAGAUACUGGGCAGAAAAGGUGAUUUUAAAAAUAAGCCUACAUGCAUAUAUUUCUAGAACCCUUAGUCUGUAAUAUCAAAAUAUUACGAAGUUUACUUAAGCUUUUCACGCUAAAAGAAAUAAUAAUUUCAGUAUAAGGAUCUUGUACAAGUGUAACAUGCCUGUCAACUGUAAUUUGGUAUCUGCCAGCUUCAUUAAAAUGAUAUGCAAAUUAUGGGGAGCAAUUAAAUAUGCAUAUUAGCUGCAGCUGUCCAAGUCAUGGCUACGUUGGCAGUGUGGCCUUCACACUGACCAAGUUGUCUACCUCUGCUCUAAAUGAUUUAUACUGUUAAUUAAACUGCAGCUUAAUUAAAUUCAUCUUCCUAACAACAUGGAAAUGAUUAAUUAUAAACAAGUAAUGUUGCUAUUAUCCAGUAUCUCAUAUUAUCACAGAAAAUACAGUCAUGGGUUAAACAAUAUAGAAGCUGAAAGUAUACUGGUGUCUGCCCUGGUAUUUUUGACUACCUUGGUUCUAAGGGCAAGGGUGGCGCUUAAAAGUACUGUGAAUAGAAGUAUUAUUAUUAUUAUUAUUAUUAUUAUUAUUAUUAUUAUUAAAUUUUAGUUUAAAGACCAUUCAAUAAUUCAGAAUUUUGCCGUUCACAAAGCUGACCAGCUAAUCCUAGCCAAACCAGUUGCUGAAACAUAUUGUCACAGUUAUUACAAAAAGGCCACCAUGGAAUAAGAUCUUGAGGGCUAAUGACAUGUUACACGUUGCCAUUUUAAGGAGCUGUGCCACACUAUGGAGCCAUGUUGGGUACUAAUUACCGUAUUUUUUGCACCAUAACACUCACUUUUUUCCUCCUAGAAAGUAAGGGGAAAUGUCUGUGCGUGUUAUGGAGGGAAUGCCUACAGGUGGCAUGCCUAUGGAUUUUCCUCCUCUAAAAACUACGUGCGUGUUAUGGUUGGGUGCGUGUUAUAGAGCGAAAAAUACGGUAAUACAGCAUCUUCUUUCAUCUUGUCUAUAUGUCAGAAACACAUUAGGGGAAUCCCUGACUUGCCCCAGCUCCCCAGCACAUGUUUUUUGCAUUGUAGAAAAGACGAGAGAGAAGUCAAAUAUGUACUUCAAACAUUAACCUGUGGAGACAUCUCUUUGAUCUGCAAAGAAUUCUUUUAAGAGCUGUACUAAGCAUUAUAUACAGAUGUAUGUAACAUUCUCCUGUGUGCGUUUUCUUCCUGUUGAAGUAAGAAGCAGCUUCAGGAGGCUGCAAGCUUGAGUGUGCCUCUUUCCUAUACUUGCUGUAUUUCUCCUCUGCACACACACCGCAACCAUGACAGAAAAGAUUUUGAUAUCCAUGUGGGGAAGGAGGGGAGGUGCCAGAAAAAGCAGCCAGCACACAGAAGGGUUAAACAGCCUCCCUACUCAACAUUACAUCAUUCCUAUACUAUCUAUCUCUGUAUAUGAUGGGAAGUUACCUGUAUCUGUGUACAUAACAUCCAGUUUGUCCGUAGUGGUUUCUAACUAGUUUGUUUCACUUCUGCUUACAAAGAGACUGAGAAAUAAAAAUGAGAUGGUGACAAUUAUUAGGUCAUGCUGCUCUUGAAUUGUUGAUUUGGUAAAGAAAACAGAGAGGCCUUUCCCAAUAUCCAUUUAAGAGAAACAGAGUAAUGCCCAGCCUGAACACCCAGCACUAAAUUGAAAUUAGUUAAUUGGUCAUGACUCUGUAGCUGCAGAUAGGAGCCCUACAUGCCUUGUGUAGGCUAUUCAGAGUCAUGACGACUGGUUCGGUUUAGUACAAGAAGUGCCAAUAAGCAUUGGGAACCCUGGCUUUGUGCAAUCUACUUCUCAAAUGAGAUGUCUUGGGGAAAGAAGUGUAUAUGUGAACUGGAGGAGUAUCUCUGGUGGGUUGCUGUACUGAAGCUGAGUCUUGUCCUCUUCUUUUCUUUUUUAGAAGUACAUUCUUGAACAGCACAAAAGUAAAGGCAGUUAGUUCUGAAGAACCCCCCUCCCCAGAGGUACCUAGCAAGGAUUGGCUUUGUUCAUGUAAAUGUCACCUCUGUCGUUGUCGUCCCCCUCCCCAACCUUUAACAGAA
This is a messenger RNA of Podarcis lilfordi (Lilford's wall lizard), 11414 nucleotides long. The record is from the annotation of a GenBank genome assembly. Lineage: Eukaryota; Metazoa; Chordata; Lepidosauria; Squamata; Lacertidae.